Molecule: messenger RNA, 2379 nt
Organism: Saprolegnia diclina VS20
Lineage: Eukaryota; Oomycota; Saprolegniomycetes; Saprolegniales; Saprolegniaceae
Exons: 22
Coding region: 1-2004 (667 amino acids)
Source: RefSeq, a predicted model, not a curated record
AUGGACGACGAGGUCGACGACGACGCUGUCGGCGAGCUCAUGCCACCGCUGCCGCCGAGCGCCAAGCACCGGCGCGUCUGGUCCGUCGGCGUCGACUCGGCCACGGAGCUUGAGAAGAUCCAGAAGGCCCACGAGAUGAGCUCGCUGCAGACUGAGCUGGCCAAGCAGAGCAAGGCGCUCGAAGAGUCGCAAGAAGAGACGCAACUCGCGGCCCGCAUCGGCCAGACGCUCUUGGCGCAGAACCAGCAGCUCGACUACGAGCUCAAGGCCACCUUGUCCCAGGCGACGGCGCGCGCCGACGGCGCCGAGCGCCAUGCACGCGUUCUCGAGGCCAGGCUCGCCGAGGCAACGACGAGCUGCAGAGCCGCCGAGAGCCAAUGCGUACGAAGUGCGGUCGAGAUCGAGCAUCUCCAUGGAGUACAGAUGACGCUCGAGUCGACGAUCAAGCAGCUCACGCACGACUCGAGCCUAUAUAAGAACGAGCGCCAGCUACUGAUACACGCCAAGACUCAUCUUCUCGAAGAGCUCCAAGCACUGCAGGCCGACCGCGACACGCUUCGAACAACGAACGGUCGACUCAGUCGAGAGCUUGAGGCGCUUCGGGUCGACCUGGCCGAUCGGCGGGACGCUGCAGAUGCGAGCGAGCGCCGUGUCCUCGAGUUGAAGACCAAGCUCGUCGGCUACGACCAAGUCGUCGCCCGCUUUGAGGCUUUGCAGGCGCAUGUACUGACGACGGACGCUGAGCUCGCGACAUUGCACGAGCACUGUCGGGCCCUCGAGGACGCCAAAGAAGCGUCCGAGCUCUUGGUAGCUGCACUAACCACCGAGCUGCACACCGCCACCGAACAGCUGCAGCAAGAACGGGUUAUAACUGAAGAGAUGCGCGAGACGAGCCGGAGUUAUAUGAGCCGUCGCUCGAGUGACGCUAGCGCAUCGGAUGGUCUCGAUGUCGCAAGUCUCAAGCAAGGCUCGCUCUUCCACGAGCUCUCGCUCGUACUCGAGCGGGACCGCGCAGAUGCAACACAGCCGCUUCUCGACCGCAUUCUGGCACUGGAGACCGAAGUGGCCUCAUACAGAGAGGGCUCCACCCACGAGACGGUCUCAUCACAUGUACAUGAAGUCCGCGCGCUACGGGAGGCACAGUACGCGACCGAGACGGAGCUGCUUCAGGUGCAGAAGGAUCUCGGUCGCACUCAAGAGGCUUCCAAGUUAUGGGAGGCCAAGUACUUGGCCAAAUGCGCAGAAGCCGACGAAUUCCGAGUCGACCUCAAAGGGCACAUGCAUGCGUACGAGGUUGAGCUCGACCAGCUCGUGAAGCAGCGAAGUUCGAUGCAGGACGAACUCCUCAAGGCGCGACAGCUCUACACCGAGGCCGCUGCCGAGUGGCAUGCCCAAAGAACGCUGCUCGAAGCGCAGGUAGAGCAGCUUCAAGAGACGCUCCGAGCAGCACAGAGCGAGGUGCAUCAUCUCAAGCUGGACGAGCGCCACGCGAUGGCUGCGCUCGAGGUGAGCACGCAGCAACUCUGCGAGAUGGAGCGCGCGCUUCGGUUGGCCAAAGACCGCGACGAGGCGCUGAUCAAAAGCGUGAACCUCUUUCAAAGCAACUGCGAUGCGCAAGCAAGUCGACUUGUCGCGCUUGAAGAUGCGGUGCGCGAUGCAGCUGAGGCGCGAGCUAUGCACGAGCAGCAGUUGGCUGCUCUCUCGAGCGAGCUGGACCAGACACUCGAGCUCUGGCGCGACGAAAAGACCACAAAUCACGAACUUCGCCAGCGUAUCGAGGAGCUCCACGAGAUGAUGGAGGUGGCGUCACAGCCGUCACCCUACCGGUCACGGCAGUCGAGCAUCGAGCAGCGCCGAAGUUUUCUCAAGCGCGGGUCGCUCUUCCAUGAGCUCGCGCAGCAGAUAGAGCGAGAGGUCACGCAAGCGCAGCGGACGAUCCGCGAAGACGACGAGACGACGCCGCCGUCCGUCGAUGUCGGUGACGUCAUGACGGUCAUGGACUGAGCGCUUGCGACUGCGUAGGUCGCGUCGCUUCGGUCGCAGCUCGAUGAGCUGCAGACACAGUUUCGUCGAGAACAGGCGCUCGUAUGCCAACUGCAGACAGAACUCGAUACGGAGACGCUCGCUCCGCCAACUGUGCGACCGCCGUGGUUCUGGGAGGCCUUGUAUAACGGGCGCGUUUGCGAGCUGCUGGGCAACGAGAUCGUUGCAGCACCCCACGAGUAAGAAGACACUGUGUAACUAGAUAGACUGCUAUCUUCAUGCCCCACAUAUAUGUUGACCUGGGACUUCGGUUCCAUGGUUCUCCAUGAUGUGGCCCGAGCCUAAGGAAUGUCAACGGAACCCUAUUCCCGGUCGUGACCAAACUUCUCGAGACCG